AUGUCCAAGACAGGAGAGAGGACCCCCUCUACAACUUCAGUCAGCUCUGUGGUGUCAAAAGACAGCAAAGAUGGCGACCCUAAACCUGGCGUGUCUCAAGACUCCCCGACGGGUUCAGUCUCCGAUACGCCCAAGAAAUCUUCAAAGAAAUCCAAAAAAACCACAGAGAGUAUGACCAAAGUCUACAACUCCGUGCUCAACAGUGUUUUUGGAGCGGAAAGAGAACUGGCUCAGGCUGAGUUGGAUGAGCUGCAGGAGGCCUUCAAAGAGUUUGACUACGACCAAGAUGGAUACCUGAACUACAAGGAUGUGGCUGAGUGCAUGAGGACGAUGGGAUACAUGCCCACAGAGAUGGAGCUGCUGGAGAUAGUGCAACAGAUCAAGAUGAGAAUGGGCGGAUUAAUGGAUUUUGAGGACUUCACUGAAUUGAUGGGACCCAGGAUGAUGGGAGAGACUGCUGACAUGCUGGGACUCAAGGAGCUGAAAUCUGCCUUUCUACAGUUUGACCUGGAUGGAGAUGGAAAGAUCAACCAGGACGAGAUGAAGGAGGCAGUGAAGACGCUGCUGGGAGAGAAGCUGAAGAAAGGAGAACUGGAGGAGAUCCUGAAGGAGCUGGACAUUAACUCAGAUGGAAUCAUCGACUUUGAAGAGUUCAUGAUGAUGCUCUCCAUUCGCUAG
Messenger RNA from Pleuronectes platessa (European plaice), 678 nucleotides. RefSeq names its product calcium-binding protein 2. The transcript has 7 exons. The coding region runs from base 1 to 678 and encodes 225 amino acids. The record is from RefSeq and is a predicted model, not a curated record. Gene Ontology annotation, molecular function: calcium ion binding. NCBI's taxonomy places the organism in Eukaryota, Metazoa, Chordata, Actinopteri, Pleuronectiformes, Pleuronectidae.